CACACCACCCCCCGCUGCCACAGCCUCCACCACGACACGCCCUCGAGUCCACGCCACGCACACCGACACCGAGCUGCUCUGCCGCCCCGCACCUGCUCCAGGCGACUCCUGCAAGUCAGCUGAAGACUCAAGACGCCUCUUCAAGUUGCUCGAAGAUUUGUACCUCCAGCGUGUACUCAGGCGUGAGGCGAGGCUUCAUCCACCUAGCGUACUUGCCACCUGCCUGUCCCCGCCGCGGCACAGGUGUGAGGACCAGCUACCCCCAUCCCGCAGGUCGGGAGCGGCGGCCCCCACAGCUAACCGCAGCGGCAGGGAGGCGAGGCACGAGCGUGACUGACGGACUGACUUGAACUCCCGCGACCGUCACCGUACACGGGAGAUGUUCUCUGUCCUGGACUCAAGAGCAGGAAUGGCGUGGUUGGUGGCGGCGACUGUGCUGGCUGUGGUGGUCAGCGUAGCGCGUGCUGACGCUGGACACUUCUUCGCAGAGACUCCCAAACACCUGCCCAGGAUCGGACGGCGAGGGGACCUUCCGCCCUUGACCACGUUGCUAUCAGAGGAGGACGCCCGAAGCUCCGGCGCAGGCACUCGGAGCAUGACGGAGGCACUGGCGGGGCUGGACAGUGAUGGGGACGGCUGCAUUGGAGUAGGAGAGCUGCUGCGCAUUCCUGCAGUGAGGGUAGCACUACUCCUACAGAACCCCGCCCUCCUAACCCCCGCCAACCCCGCCUCUCCAGAAGCUGACGGACACGCCACCGAGGACACCUUUGCCUCAGAUCGCCGACCUGAACCCCGGCUCCUGCGUUACCUGCAGAAGUGAGGGUCGAGCGCCGCCCGAAGGAGACUGGAAGGAGAGGCAGCGACAACAACGAGGAAAGACACCGCCAGGAGACUCCACUGUGAGGAAGCAUUCGUAACAUGAGGUAAAGCUCAAAUACGCGUGAAGAUAACGUGACAUUUCUAAUCUCUCUCAUCUUACGCAAAAGAAUAAAGAUUAGACGAAAGGAAAAGGAUGCCAGCAAUCAACAAAUCUAUAACAAUGUAGAAAAUACUAACCAUAUAUGAAUAAUUACGACAAGGAUACGAAGUAAGAAAAGAAAAGAAACGGACUUUCACACGAACAUCCUUGGACGGCCGAGAUAAGGAGGAGAUGAAGAGACAAACAGUGAAUACAGUCAAGGAAGAGAUCAAUGAGGCAAGGCAAAACUGUCCUUGAGAACCUGAAAACGUUGAUGUGCUUCCUGUUAGCCACACAUACUCACCGUGCCAGCAGCAACAUCCCGCGCGUGAUAAACAAUAGCAAGCAUCUGAGAGUCGUGUUUGAGCACUAAGUGGGCCAAGGGUUACAGGGAGGGAAGGGGAGGUAUAUCUAAAGAAAAAUACAACUUUCUCUUCACGUUUCCUUUUUUUUUUUUUCACAAUGUUACGCUAUUCCUUAAACUAUCUUAUUUAUGUCUAUAUUUAUUAUUUAUAGAAUGUGUCUAUUUAUUAAAUGUUUCAAUCUUGGUGUAUCGGA
Molecule: messenger RNA, 1516 nt
Organism: Scylla paramamosain (green mud crab)
Lineage: Eukaryota; Metazoa; Arthropoda; Malacostraca; Decapoda; Portunidae
Exons: 5
Coding region: 380-820 (146 amino acids)
Source: RefSeq, a predicted model, not a curated record